This is a messenger RNA of Colletotrichum graminicola M1.001, 2364 nucleotides long. RefSeq lists its product as uncharacterized. The record is from RefSeq and is a predicted model, not a curated record. The transcript is spliced from 4 exons. Lineage: Eukaryota; Fungi; Ascomycota; Sordariomycetes; Glomerellales; Glomerellaceae. Bases 1 to 2364 code for a protein of 787 amino acids.
AUGCGCCUCUCUUCACUGCUGGUCACGGCUGUAACGGCCGGCGCCUCGACUUUGACGCCCCCCGUUCUUCCUUUAAUCGUCCGCAACCCGUACCUCAGCACCUGGCUGGGUAAUGCUCGCGAUGCGCCAUGGGAACACUGGCCCUACUUCUGGACGGGCUCCAGCGUUGGCUUUUCCGUCAUGGCCUCUGUACCAGACUCCAAUACUGUAUAUCCUCUGCUAGGACGACCUCAGGACUCCUUGCCCCCGUCUUCCAAGUGUGUUAUAGGCGUCCCCGCCCCCACGUCGAUUCCUGCUGCGUAUCUGACUGUUCAUGUCGAGGGCUCCUUCGACAUCAAUAUAUAUACUGACGUGAAUGGUGAAUGGGUCAGUGGCAACAGAGGCAAUGGUAUAAUGUGGGAGCUCAGCAGGAUAAAAGCCUCGCAGGAUCACGAGGCCGCUCUUAAGACUUGGAAGGUCAGCAGGCAAUCACAGCAGCUGCUCACCGAAUUUGCAGACCAUGCGGAAUGGGGCACACUUCACUUCACCGGGCCGGCCGACAUUUCUCAUCAAGCUGGCACAUCUGCCAUCUUACGCCAGAAUUUUGCGACAAAGGGCUCGCUAAAGAACGAGGUCGAUCGUUCUUUCAGGAGGAUCAUGGACGAGGAGCCAGUCUUCGCCUUCUCCAAGUCUUUUCACCUGAGCAACAAGACCGGUUCUGAGGCAACAUCAGAGGACAGUGUUCUCUUCACCUUUGCUCUUAUUCAGGAUCCUGUUGUUCAGUUUGCGGCCGCCAGAGGACUGACGCAGAUGCGCCCCCUGUGGUCUUUCUACUUUGCCACGCCCAUUGAGCUUGUACAGUACCACUACAAUGACUUCUCCGCGGCCAGCUUACUGGCCAGGAAUUAUUCGGACCAACUGGCUGUUGACGCGUUUGCGUCCGGCUCGCAAGAUUAUCAGGACAUUGCUGCGCUCUCCGCUCGGCAGGUGCUGGGCGCAACCCAGUUCUCGGGCACUCCUGACAAUCCUAUCCUGUUUCUCAAGGAAAUCUCCUCCAACGGAAACUUCCAGACGGUUGAUGUGAUCUUUCCCGCCUUUCCGUUCUUUUUGUACACGAACCCCCGUUGGCUCGCGUACUUGUUGGAGCCCUUGCUCGAGCACCAGCUCAGCGGACAAUAUCCCAACGAUUAUAGCAUGCAUGAUCUAGGCGCCCAUUUCCCGAACGCCACUGGUCAUCCUGAUGGUAGAGACGAGUAUAUGCCUGUGGAGGAGUGUGGCAACAUGCUCAUUAUGGGCCUGGCGCUUGUAAAUGCUUUCAAGUACGACACCCAGCCGGCAUUCCUUCAGUCUGUUGAGGGUUAUGCUCGCGCGUACGGACAUUUCGAGGCAGAGACUAGCAGUGCCCAGCCGUGGCCUCUUUCCAUGGACCCAUACGGUAUGGACCGCUCCUCGACCGAAGUUACGAUGAGGGGUUCCAAGGAGGCCGAGAAGUGGGUAACUCGGUCCUACGAACUCUGGACUAAGUGGACAGGAUAUUUGGUUCGCGAAUCGCUCAUCCCGGCGAACCAGCUCUGCACAGAUGAUUUCGCUGGGUGGCUCGCGAACCAGACGAACUUGGCUCUCAAGGGUAUCAUCGGUGUUAAGGCUAUGGCUGAAAUUGCCAAUGUCCUGGGCAAGACGGACGAUUCCAAAUACUACACGGACAUUGCGAGCAAGUAUAUUGACAAGUGGCAAGACUUCGGUAUUUCUAGGGACGGUACCCACGCCAAGUUGGCUUAUACGUGGUAUGGGUCCUGGACUACCAUCUACAACCUUUACGCAGACUCGCUGCUCUGCUUCCAUCUGCCGGAUGAGAAGAAAACGUCUACACUGAGUGGACGGAUCAUAGGAUGGUUCCAGAAGUCCAUGGGCAUCGAGGCGCGAUCAACAUUCGUCCCGGACAAGGUGUACAGCAUGCAGAGCAACUGGUAUCAUGCGGUACUGCAGCACUAUGGACUCCCGCUCGAUAGUCGUCACCUGUACACGAAAAGUGAUUGGCAGUUCUUUGCUGCGGCCGUUACCAGCAAGAAGACCCGGAUGGAGAUUCUUCAAAGCAUUGCGGUCUGGGUCAAUGAGACGACGACUGACCGGCCUUUCACAGAUCUCUACGAGACAGAAGGGACUGGUGGAUGGCCUGGCCCUCACUUUAUGGCCAGGCCUGUAGUCGGAGGCCACUUUGCCUUCCUGGCGCUGGAGAGGGCUUGCGGCGGUAAGGCGGUCGAGGGCCUCAGCUUUUUGGACGAGCCGGGAUCGUUUGCAGAUGUGGAUGUUCGCAAGGCCCUCGAGGCUGAGCUUUUUGUCGCGAGUUCUCCGGAGUCGAUGCAACCGGUAAUGGACGACCUAUAG